GGGAAACGCGGAGAGUCCUCAGCAGUAGCAGCCCAGCAGCAGCCCAGCAAGCCGGGGGGCAAAGCGGCAGCCCCAGGAAGAUGUUGAGCCCUCUCCAGAAAUGCGGCUCUGAGGGCUGCCUCCUAGACUGUGACUUCCUGCCCUGGCACCGGAGCACCCUCCACAAGCGACAGCAGAGCCGCGAGGAGUCGGGACCAGGCAAGGAGCACCAGGGGCAGGAGAAACCGUGUCUCCCGAGCAUCCACUUGGAGGUUUCGGAGGCAGCCUGCUGUCCCCAGCCCUCAUUGCAAGACCCCGGAGGGGUGUGGCGAUCCUGCAGCGAGGGGCGUUUGGACCAGAAGGGGGCGCCGCGCCAAGGGGAAACUGAAGUGGCGGACAAAACAGGAAGUGGGUGGAGUUUGCCGUCCCCCAAAUCGUUGCGGAAAGAGCGGCGGCUGAGAGGGAAAGUUGCAGCGGCGAAACAGCACUUGCGGAAUCUCUUUGGAGGCUCAAAUAAAUCUCUGGCAUCGAGUGUGGAAUCAGACUUGGGAUCAGAAUGUGAUCACAGCCAACAGCAGACACGACAGAGGCAAAAACACCGCCGCAGGAGGAAUAAAAGAAACUUCCUAAGGCUAUGGAGUUCAGGAAAUCAGGAUAUGCCUUCUCUAAGGCCAACUCCUAAGGAGGCCCAAGAAUGGGCUGAAUCUCUGGAAAAGUUAUUGCUUCACCCAUAUGGCCGAUCUGCCUUUCGCUCUUUCUUGGAGUCAGAAUUCAGCGAAGAGAACCUGGACUUUUGGUUGGCAUGCGAAGAAUACCGGAAGCUCCGGGGCUGCGACAAACUCCAAGACAACGCCAGGAAAAUCUAUGACCAAUACGUCACCAUCCAGGCUCCCAAUGAGGUGAACCUCGAUUCCCAGACCAGAGAUGUCACCAACCGGAAUAUUUUGCUCCCCACCCGCUCGUGCUUCGAACAGGCCCAGAGACGUAUCUUUGGUCUAAUGGAGAAGGACUCGUACCCCAGGUUUCUCCGUUCCCUCGUUUACCUAGCCUUGGCACAGCCUAACGGACAGCACAUCAAUGGCCCCCUGUAAAACUGCCCUAUUAGGCCUUUGUUCUAUUGUGGGGUCGACCUAGGCGAAGAGACACCCUUCUUUGGACUGGAAUUCCCCGGUUGGGCCGCUUCGGAUGUGCACAGCCAAGAAGAAGCGGGAGAGAGGGAUUGAUCUGGUCCUCCGAGGCUAACGACCAGCGCUGACAAGAUGGUGGACUUGUCUCACACACACACACAAAUAAUUUUUUUGUGGAUACAGUAGAUCACGGAAAGUUGGAGCUUUGCCCAUUUGGCUUGGGCAUGUGUUUUGUGGACUGGUGUGAAAAAAUAUUAGAAUUCUAGAAUCA
Molecule: messenger RNA, 1377 nt
Organism: Elgaria multicarinata webbii
Lineage: Eukaryota; Metazoa; Chordata; Lepidosauria; Squamata; Anguidae
Product: regulator of G-protein signaling 19-like
Exons: 7
Coding region: 81-1070 (329 amino acids)
Source: RefSeq, a predicted model, not a curated record